AUGAAAGCUCUUAUUCAACGUGUACGUAAUGCCAACGUUACAGUUAAUGGGGAGCUAGUUAGUAAUAUUGGACAAGGAUUAUGUAUCUUUAUAGGUAUCUCAAAUACUGAUACUGCUAAGGAUAUGGAGUUUAUGGCCCGUAAAUUACUUUCUUUAAAAUUAUUUAAUGAUGAAACAGACAAGAGGUGGAAAAGAAAUGUUGUGGAUGCAGAUUUAGAAUUGCUAUGUGUUAGCCAGUUUACCUUAUAUAAUACAUGGAAGGGAAAUAAGCCAGACUUCCACCUCGCAAUGCCAGGAGAUAGAUCAAAGGAGUUUUAUGAACAGUUUUUAGAAUUGUUAAGAAAUCAAUAUAAACCGGACAAGGUUAAAGAUGGAGUUUUCGGAGAGUAUAUGCAAGUAUCGAUUCAAAAUGAUGGACCUGUUACUUUAGAAAUUGAAUCCCCUCCCAUAAGUGAAAAGUCAAAGACAAAGGACAAACCUAAACAAGCUAUAAGUGAAAUAGAAAGUGAUGAAAGAUAG
Molecule: messenger RNA, 519 nt
Organism: Pieris macdunnoughi
Lineage: Eukaryota; Metazoa; Arthropoda; Insecta; Lepidoptera; Pieridae
Source: the annotation of a GenBank genome assembly